Messenger RNA from Porites lobata, 768 nucleotides. Lineage: Eukaryota; Metazoa; Cnidaria; Anthozoa; Scleractinia; Poritidae. The record is from the annotation of a GenBank genome assembly.
AUUGAACCAUAUCGUAUUGUGAUACACGGUGAAAUUGAUGGUUUUUCAAGAUUAGUUGUCUAUCUUCGUGCUUCCACAAAUAAUCGUGCAAGUACUGCACUGGCACUUUUUAGGGAGGCUAUCAGAUAUUACAAUGUUCCAUCAAGAGUACGAAGUGACAGGGGUUUGGAAAAUGUAGAGGUUGGAAGGUUUAUGAUACAAACGAGAGGAAUGAACAGGGGCAGUAUCAUAACUGGAAAUUCAGUACACAAUCAACGGAUUGAACGCUUAUGGAGAGAAGUUAACAGAGUCGUAGUGUCCAGAUUCUUGAAUGUAUUUUUAUUCUUGGAAAGCAGGGGGAUUUUCGACCCUAACAAUGAGACUCAUAUUUAUGCACUACACUUCGUAUUUCUUCCACUGAUAAAUGUAGCACUUAGUGAACUAUCACGAGAAUGGAAUGACCAUCCUGUCACAACAGAAUCAAACUACAGUCCCAGGCAGCUGUGGACACAAGGGAUGCUUCAGCUACGCAGCUCUCAGUUAUCUGCAGUCAGAGAUGUUAUUGAGGGUGAAAAUUUAAAUUUUGAGGAGUUCGGUAUUGAAGAGGAAGGUCCUGUACCCUCUAUAGAAGUAAGUGAGACAGUUUCUGUUCCUGAAUCACCCAUACAAUUGUCGAAUGCUGAAGUGCUAUUACUAAGACAGGAGGUUUCUGCAGUGCCUGUAGAUGAGCAUGGAAUAAUGUCUUAUUUGACAGCUUUGGGAGUACUCGGAAGAAUUGAACAUUUAUAG